AUGGAUGACCGGGGCGAGGUGGCGCCGACCGUUGAUUUAAAAACGGCGCGAGGCGAGACGCGCGCGAAGGAUGGUGCGGAGAACGAUGCGACGGACGCGACGGGGCGGGACGAGCGCGAGGAACGAGGACUGACGAAAACGCUCGCGCGGGGCGAUGGCGCGGUAGGCACGACGACGCGGUUGGCGCAGUUGCGCGCGGCGCGCGCGGCGGCGGCGGCGGCGGCGGCGGCGGGAGGCAAGCCGGCGGGCGCGUACGCGCCGCGAGCGAGUCGACGGGAACGGCUGCGGUUGCGACGUGGAACCGGGCGGGAGGUGCGCGCGCGACCGUUCGUGAUCAGGGUGAACAUUCCGGGGAUCAUGAAGCAGAAAAGUUCGAGCGAUAUGGACGUGUCGAACGGGAGCGGCGGGGAGGCGUUUUCGGCGCCGAACGGCGUGAGCAUCGUGGAGAUUGGAGAGGAUUCGCACGCGAGCGCGGGGAGCGGUAGCGGCAGCGGUGGGUCGAAUGUGAAUCCGUUUACGGUGAACACCGGUUCGAUGGACGGCCCGCGACCGAUGUUCAGGCCGUCGACGCACAUUUUGCACGACGCGGCGGCGACGCCGAACGGGUCCAAGUCAAAGGCGGGACGGCUGUCGAGCGCGGGUACGCCGAACGCGGCCGAGGCGUUGGCGAUGAUGAUGCACGCCGAAUACCCCGAGGGGUUGCCGGAAGAGAUGCAGGGCGUGUCACACUUCGCCAAUUCGCAGCGCGACGAACCGCCGCUCGCGGACUUUUACGGCGAGGAGGAUAUGGAUCUCGGCUACGACGACGUCGCGGCGUACGACGACGACGGAUUUCCCGAACCACCGGCGCCGCGCAAGCGCACCACCGCAGGUGUGCCGCACAAGCGCCUUCGCGCCGAGAUGGAGCGCCGCAAGUCGCUCGCCUUGGCCGGUUUACAAGCAACCGAGGGUGGCGUGCGACGAUCGACGCGUCAACGAUCCAAGCCACUCGAGUAUUGGCGCGGAGAGACCAAGGUGUACCAACGAGUCCACAACUCCUUGCCCACGGUCACGCAGAUCGAACGACGCACGGCAAACCCGAUUUGGCCGCGUAAGACCCCGGGUGGUCCUUCGCAACCGUUCCGCGUGUCGCGACUUCGCCCGGCGGAGGCGCUGCGCGAUCUCGGCGGCAGUCUUCCCGACCCCUCGCCUUUGGAUCGUCGCGGCGUGCGUUACGGCUUGAUGCCGCCGCCGCCACCAGCGUCGUGGGCGGAGAGGUACGGCAUCAAUCCGCUGUCGACGAGCAUUGCUCCUGCCCCUGGUCGCGGUGUGCCUUUGAUGCGCGAAGAAGACGUCGACGAAGACGCUCUUCGCGGCGGCGCAAAGAAGCAAAAGAAACGCGGACGCAAGCCAAAGGCUAUCAAGGAGGCUGAAGAGCGAGCCGCGAACGAAGCGUUCGUCGCGUCAACGGUGGCGAAUAUCAUGAGCAACGUCAUCGCCGCCAACCGCUCGCCAGAAGAAAUCGCGGAGGACGAGGCGCAAGCUAGUAAGGAUGUCAUCGAGGCGGAGGUCGUCGUCGCCACGGAAGAAUUGGAUGACGACGAAGUGGAACGUCAGGCCGAGCGCGAAGCGGAUGAAGCCGUGGCGGAAGUAGAGCGUGAAUUAGCGGCCGAGCUCGCGGCGGAGGCCGCCGCCGAGGCGGAAGAGGAGGGUGCGAGGUCCAUUGAAGAAGAGCGAGUCGUCGAAGAGGCGCCGCUCGACGUGAGCGAGCUCGAGGACGUCGUCGAAUUGAACACGGAUUUCACUAGAGUACACGACGCUGCCGAAGCGACCACGACCACGACGACGACGUCGCAGGUCGUCGAAGAACCGGCCACCGUCGCCGCACCCGUCGAGUUGGAUGCCCGAGAAGAGACGCCGCUCCAAGAGUUGGAGAUGAACGACGAUCCCAUGGACGUCGACGCGCCGCCCUCGGUGCUCAAGGCGACGCCCUCGAAGACUGCUGCGGACGAAAACGUCGAACCCGAGGCUGCAGAAGAAGAAGCGUAA
Messenger RNA from Ostreococcus lucimarinus CCE9901, 2028 nucleotides. RefSeq lists its product with no specific name. The record is from RefSeq and is a predicted model, not a curated record. The transcript has a single exon. NCBI's taxonomy places the organism in Eukaryota, Viridiplantae, Chlorophyta, Mamiellophyceae, Mamiellales, Bathycoccaceae. The coding region runs from base 1 to 2028 and encodes 675 amino acids. Gene Ontology annotation, cellular component: kinetochore. Gene Ontology annotation, molecular function: centromeric DNA binding. Gene Ontology annotation, biological process: attachment of mitotic spindle microtubules to kinetochore; spindle attachment to meiosis I kinetochore; kinetochore assembly.